AGAGUAUAUGAUAGAGAUGAAAGCUGAGGUGCAAACCUCUGAUGAGGUUGAGGAUGAUGAGGUUGAGGAUUAUGAGGUUGAGGAUAAUGAGGUUGAGGAUGAUAGAGAUGAGGAGUUCAUUAGAGAUAUCUUUACUUACCCAACUUAUUUAUUCACGGAGGAAAAGAUUGCAAAAUUAUAUAAGUUGGAUGCAGUACAUGAUAAGGACUCCAUCGAAUAUGGCAUUGAGGACGAGAGAUUGAAAAGUCGUGAUUGUCCUUUAAGAGAGGAAAGAGAUUUUUGGGAACGAAGCGAUAUUGAGCUAACAAUCAAUGAACAAUCUGAACAAGAAGAGCAGGGAUGCUUUUGCUUCUUCUCUCGAAUGUUCAGGAGAUUGUUCAAAAGAAAAUAAAUCACGACUUGGUCUGGAAGUAAAUCACAACUAUAACACCUAAAAAGUUGUAAAUCUUUCUUCCUGUAGAACAUGACUUUCAAGCAUAACACAACUGUGACUCUUUAACAGCUGUGAAUUAUUUUUCCCAAAUUCGUCUUUCAAAUAAUUACAUUCUUGUGACUCUUUAACAUCUGAAAAUUAUUUAUCAAGAGUUUGACAUUCAAAUAAUUACACUAAUGUGACGCUCCACAUCUGUAAAUAUUUUUUUUAUCAAGAAUUUAACUUUCUAAUAACGAUAUGCUGUGACGCUUUAACAACUGCGAACUGUUUAUCAAGAAUUGGGCAUUCAAAUAAUUAUAUUGCUGUAACUCUUUGAUAACUAAGAACUAUGUAUCUAGAAUUUGACGUCCGAAUAUCUGUAUUGAUGUGACUCUUCAAAAUCU
This is a messenger RNA of Parasteatoda tepidariorum (common house spider), 816 nucleotides long. RefSeq lists its product as uncharacterized. The record is from RefSeq and is a predicted model, not a curated record. Lineage: Eukaryota; Metazoa; Arthropoda; Arachnida; Araneae; Theridiidae.